Aspergillus fischeri NRRL 181 is the source of this 1968-nucleotide messenger RNA. RefSeq names its product putative alpha-L-rhamnosidase A. Gene Ontology annotation, biological process: carbohydrate metabolic process. The transcript is spliced from 2 exons. Bases 1 to 1968 code for a protein of 655 amino acids. The record is from RefSeq and is a predicted model, not a curated record. NCBI's taxonomy places the organism in Eukaryota, Fungi, Ascomycota, Eurotiomycetes, Eurotiales, Aspergillaceae.
AUGCGAUUCCUAAUUUUUUUAGUUCUUGCAGCAGCAGUCUGCACUGCCGUUCCAUAUGAAGAGUAUAUCCUAGCACCAGCCACUCGAGAUCUGAUCCCAGAAAGGGUGUAUCAAGUCAACGGCUCCAUUUCUAACCCCUCUGCUUUAACCAAUGCGAAAGGUGGGAAAGCGACUUUUCAUGGUGUCUCAUCCGUCACUUAUGACUUUGGGCGCAACAUCGCCGGCAUUGUCUCGGUGGACGUCAGCCGGGUCUCCUCGCAGGAUGCCUUCAUCGGCGUCACGUUCUCCGAAUCCAGCCUCUGGAUCAACAAUGAAGCUUGUGACGCGACUGCCGAUGCAGGCCUUGACUCACCCUUGUGGUUUCCUGUCGGACAUGGCUCGAGGCGAUACACCGCAGAGAAGAAACACAAUCGCGGUGCCUUUAGAUAUCUGACUCUCGUCACCAACACAUCAGCGACUGUUGUUGUUGAGAGCGUCCGGGUCAACUUCACGGCAGCUCCGACUCAGAAUCUCCGCGCGUAUACGGGCUACUUCCACUGCGACGAUGAAUUGCUCAAUCGCAUCUGGUACGCAGGCGCAUACACAAACCAGCUGUGCACCAUUGAUCCCAGCAUGGGGAAUGCGUUGCCUCUUCUAGGCACCAUUACCUCCAGCGACAAUAUCACCCUCCCAGAGACUGUCCCCUGGUGGAGCAACUAUACCAUCGCCAACGGGAGCAGCGUGCUCACGGACGGAGCGAAACGAGAUCGCCUUGUCUGGCCGGGGGAUAUGUCUAUUGCGCUGGAGAGCGUCGCUGUCAGCACGUAUGACCUGUACAGUGUGCGUGUUGCGUUGGAGUCACUCUUUUCAGUGCAACAGGCCGACGGCCGUCUUCCAUACGCCGGCAAACCCUUCUAUGACACCGUCAGCUAUACCUACCAUCUCCACAGCUUGAUCGGCGUGGCGUACUAUUACCGCUUCUCCGGAGACCUGAACUGGCUUGCCGCACACUGGAGCCAGUAUAAACGCGCCUUGCAAUGGUCACUGUCCAGUAUCGACAACACCGGGCUCGCCAACGUAACCGCCAGCGCCGACUGGCUGCGUUUCGGCAUGGGAGGCCACAACAUCGAAGCAAACUCCAUCCUCUACUUCGUCCUCCAGGAAUCCCUCCUCCUCGCAGCUACACUCAACGACACCGCCUCCUCCUCAACCUGGUCCAGCAUCGCAAGCACCCUUAAAUCCUCUGCCAACGCCAGACUCUGGGACCCAGCCGUCGGCCUCUACCACGACAACGAAACCACAACCCUCCACCCACAGGACGGCAACGCCUGGGCCCUAAAAGCCAACCUCACCCUGUCAUCAAACCAAUCAUCCACAAUCUCCACCGCCCUCUCCGCCCGCUGGGGGCCCUACGGCGCCCCAGCCCCAGAGGCAGGAUCCACCGUCUCCCCCUUCAUCACCGGCUUCGAGCUACAGGCUCACUUCCUCGCUGAUCAGCCGAGGCGCGCUCUGGAUUUGAUGCGGCGGCAGUGGGGAUUCAUGCUUGAUGAUCCGCGGAUGACGCAGUCGACGUUUAUAGAGGGGUAUAGUACGGAUGGGUCGCUGCAUUACGCGCCGUAUAGUAAUGAUGCGCGGAUCUCGCAUGCGCAUGGGUGGGCUACUGGCCCGACGGCUGCGUUGACGAUGUAUGUGGCUGGACUGCAGCUUGUUGGAGCGGGUGGGGAGAGGUGGCUUUUUAAGCCGCAGCCGGGGGAUUUGAGGGGUGUUGAGGCGGGGUUUGAGACUUCGCUGGGGAGGUUUGAGACGGAGUUCAAGAGAGGGGAGAAGGGGUAUACGAAGUUGGUGUUUACGACGCCGGAGGGGACAAGUGGUGAUGUGAGGAUUGAGGCGGAGGGGUUGUUGGUCUCGAGCAAUGGGACGAGGGUGAAGCUUGUUGAGGGGGUUGCUACGGGUUUGCAUGGUGGUACUUGGAGCUUGAAGAGGGCAUAG